CGCGAAUUAAACUAUGUAUUUGUUUAUAUAGUUGAUUAGCGGACCGUUAUCUGUACAAUUGAUAUUAUUUAAGCUUCAACACACAUCAGACCUCAUUACGAGCCAUAGCAUUACGAUCGGAAAAUGAAACUGGCAACGUUGUUUGGUGUGGUGCUUCUUACGCUAGCAGCUGCUGCGCCCAUUGAAGACGACGAUGACAAAAUUAUUGUUACAUCGGAAUUGUUCCCCGACGCUCUCGCUGUAUACACAAGUCAACAUGACAUCGUGAGUCUUACCGUUCCACUCAAUAGCGCUAACUUUGAAGAUGAUGAAAGCCUCAACGAUGACAACUCAGAUAUCCUAACAAUCUUUGUAGAAGCUGAUGUAAAUGAUAAGGGAGAAUACGACUACAAAGGCCUUUACACUCUCAAAGGCGGCAACGCUACGAAAAUUCUAGAAACAGGCACAGACUCCGCUGCAGAUAACUCUGAUUCACAUGACGUGUUCCUCAGCGCCACAGAUGGGCUGUAUGUGUACAAAUCCGAUGUUCACAAAGUGGAGAAAUACGGCUCAGUUAAUGACAAUUUAGUUGGUAUUGCUAAGGUGAACUCUAGCGAAGAUAUCUAUGUCCUAUCCGCUGAUCACGUUCUAUACAAAGUGUCGGAAAAUGGAGAAAAGAAAGAGGUAGUAGAAGAAGUUAAGGGCGCUCGUAAAAUCGUUUUGGACUUCUCUGAUAACCUGUACUACUAUGGUGAAGAUAAGCAACCUUAUGUUCUAAGUGAUGAUGGUGUUAAGAAAAUCGAAGGUCUACCAGCCAACCCUAGCUACGUAGCUUUUGUUAAACCACCAUUCGUGAUUGAAGACGGAGUUAUAUUCAUAUCCGACGAGAAAUCCUACGUCUUAUACGCGAAUGGAACUAGCGAACUGGAUGACUUUGUACUCCAAGUUAAACCUACUGCUUACGCUAUGGAGGCUACAUUAAUACAAUAUUACGCUUAUGAAAAGAAAAUAUACGAGUACAAUAUAUUAGCCUUGCUGCUUAGCAAUGUUUUGGAUGACAUCAAAAAAUUCUUGGAAGACAAAUCCACUGAGAUUGAAUCUAUCGCCACCCGCUCCAGAGGUAGUUUAAGGGCUUAAAUUAUAGAUGGCGCUUAAAUAAAUGUUUUUGACGUAA
Molecule: messenger RNA, 1153 nt
Organism: Manduca sexta (tobacco hornworm)
Lineage: Eukaryota; Metazoa; Arthropoda; Insecta; Lepidoptera; Sphingidae
Exons: 2
Coding region: 124-1116 (330 amino acids)
Source: RefSeq, a predicted model, not a curated record